Molecule: messenger RNA, 1764 nt
Organism: Tigriopus californicus
Lineage: Eukaryota; Metazoa; Arthropoda; Copepoda; Harpacticoida; Harpacticidae
Product: autophagic-related protein 16.1-like
Exons: 1
Coding region: 4-1587 (527 amino acids)
Molecular function (GO): protein binding
Source: RefSeq, a predicted model, not a curated record
CGGAUGGAAGACAAGGAGAUACGAAAACUUCGCAAGAAACUUCGCCAAAUCGAAAAUCUUGAAACCCAAGAGAGAGAACUCAACGAUGAAGAAGCACUGAAGGUCAAAGCCAAGCACUCGAUUCGUGUCAAACUCGCAGAAUUCACCAUGAAACGACGAUCGUUGGAAAACGAAGAGACUGCUCAGAUUAAAAAAGCCUGUUCAGAGAUCACGCCCACCAAAGUUGAUCAUUUGGACCAAGAAGAGCAGCUGGAAAUUCGUCAUGAAGACCAAGAAAACUUGGUCUCAUCCUCCAAUGGCGAGAUCAUUGUCACUACGAAUAGCCACGUCAAAGUGGAAGUGUCAACCCCUGCCAAAAACGGUGCAAAAGAAAAAAAGUACUGGCGUGAUCAUGAACUUCGAGUGUCCACAAUGGAAGGCCACGAGGAUUUGGCUUUAGUGGGAGAUAUCAAUAUAGAGGCAGAGUUAUUCAUGACCUCAAGUCGAGACACCACAGCUAUAGUGUGGAACAUGUUGGAUUAUACCUUACUCCACAGUCUUCGAGGUCAUACAAGCGCAGUGACUGGGGUUGCCAUCAUGCCCAAUAAGUCACGACAACCUUCCAAUUUUCAUGGCUUAACGGCAUCCUUGGAUUGCUCCAUCAAAGUGUGGAAUUUGAACACCGGCAAAAUCCUGCGAAAUAUCUACACCUACAACAGCAUCAAAUGUUUGGCCUUUAGUCCCAGUCAAAAUCUGGCCAUUACCGGCACUGACGGUGGGAAGUUGGAAGGGUUUGACGUUCAUACGGGUAAAAAUAAAUUUUCCACCCGUGCUCAUGAUGAUGUUGUGUCUACGAUUGAUGUCCAAGACGACUUAAUUGCCACUGGAUCUAGAGAUGGAUCCAUCAAAGUGUGGAACUCCAGUGCUACACCUCCAACGUGCCUUUUCACAAAUGAUGAGUUAGUGACAGCCUCCACUGACCAUGAAUCUCACUUGAGGUGCGUGUCCACCCUCAAACUGUUACCCAGAGGUCAGCAAAGGCUCGUGUUUGGGGAUUGUGGAUGCAAUCUAAAAAUAUUGGAUUGGAGGCAAGGCAUCUUGCACAAGAUCCCGAAUCAUACCACUCAAAUGGGCUUCACAGACUCCUUGACAGUGACGAAGAAGCUGCUCUUGGCCUCAAGUUACGAUUUGGAUACUGGAUUAGGUCAUGUGAAUAUGUUCCUGAUUAGAAAUGGAGGCUUGCCUGCCUACAUCUGCUCUUGGACAGAUGAAGAAACUUCGCGCAUUUUUGGCAUCACUGCCGACCUGAAUCAACCAGAUUCCGAGACGGGGACCAUUUCAUUUGUCACUUGCGGAAAGGAAGUCAAAUUGUGGCAAUCCAUUCUUCGGGAACAGUUACCCGAUGAAGAUUGUGUUCUGGUACGACCUUCAGUUCUUCCCCUUUAUUCGGGCAAUGUCAUAGAUUCUGGCAGCAGUAGCAACAGUGAUGCUGAAUCGAACUCUGCAGCUGAUCCGACCCAUCGGUCAAAAUCUCGAAGCCGGCGAAGAGGCCGAUCGGUUCAGUCUCAUGAAUCCGCUCAUUCCUCUUGGUGGUGCGCAAUCAUGUGAAGACUUCGUCUUCAUGGCCGAGACGAAUUGAUUUACUUUGACGAUACGUUUUUCGCUGUGCUAACAAAGCAAAGUAUAUGUACAAUCAAUCAGUGGUCCUUUUCAAGAGUUGUAUUUUUCAAAUCAUACAAGACAUAAACGGUUCUCCCUCAUUGAUAGUAGGGCUGAAAUGACUUA